This is a messenger RNA of Labrus mixtus (cuckoo wrasse), 3797 nucleotides long. It is a transcript of the gene bnip2, whose product is annotated as BCL2 interacting protein 2. NCBI's taxonomy places the organism in Eukaryota, Metazoa, Chordata, Actinopteri, Labriformes, Labridae. Gene Ontology annotation, cellular component: cytoplasm. Bases 573 to 2063 code for a protein of 496 amino acids. The transcript has 10 exons. The record is from RefSeq and is a predicted model, not a curated record. Gene Ontology annotation, biological process: apoptotic process.
CGUUCAACCGUCAAGAGUUGGAACUGACGACCUGCAAGUUAUCUCAGCGGAUUCUGACUUCUUUUUUUACUUUACGUGGACCGAUGGAUCUUUUUUCACAUUUGUUGCAUCGCAGCUGACAAACUUGAUUUGACGGGAUAACACCGGCGUUAAGUGCUCAACAUCAGCUUGUCAAAAAAAAAAUUCAGAUUAAGUGAGCUAACUUUAGCCCAUCCGCUAACGAGAACAGAACAUUUUGACUUGGGAGGAAGGACGGGAGGAAAUUGAUAAAGUGGGAUAGCUGGGCAUCGCUAGUUUAUGAAACCUUCAGGUUUAUCAAGUGCUGUCACACACUUAGAAAAGUCGACUACCUGUGGAUCCUGUGUUACACUAUUAAGUUAAUAAGAAAUGCUUUAGUUAGUUGUCAACAACAACAAUCUUUAAGGCUAACGCUAGCUUUAUGACGGACCACUCUCGGCCUAAAACUUCUUACGUUACAGGAGUUGUGUAAGUCAGAUAUUCGUUCUCAUAGUGUUGUGUGUCUUUUGUCGGACUCGUUGACUCUCUUAUCAGGAGGUAAACAGAAGAAACUUAUGGCGUCGGAUGUGAUUGAGAGCGAAGCGGUGCUGAAGGGUGUUACUGAAAUGACUUUAAACAAUGGCAGCCCCCCCAGGAGGACUCGUGAGGAGUUUGGAAACAGAAAGACGUCCAGUCCUUCGUCUUCUGGGGUGUCUGGAGAAGGAGACGACGACGACGACGACGAGGAGGAAUUUGGCGAGCUACAAAAAAGCACAGCCUCUACGGUUGAAAAUGGCGAAGAGGCACUCCAGGAGAGUCCAAUAAAAACAAGACAUACGCCACAGGAAAGGAAAAGUCCAGACAAUGAGCAGAGACAGCCUGAAGCUAGAAGCUCGACACCAGGGAGCCUCUCCCAAACACCAACUACACCCACUGCAAGUCUGGAGCGCCGAGAGUCAGUGGCCACAAGAGAGGCCCGCCUUCGUAUGGAAGGAGUUGUGCUUAAGGAAGAGUGGCAGGAUGAGGAUUUUCCACGGCCCCUCCCGGAGGAAGAGGAGCUCGAUGAGGAACUUUUCGCAGGAACCUCUGAAGAAAUAGACCCUGGCUAUGAAAUGAACCAUGGCAAGAGGGCAAAGAAGAAGCUUUCAGCUCCAGACAUCAGUCUCACUCUCGACCGCAGUGAGAGUUCUCUUCUCUCUGAUGACCUGGAUGAAAGUACAGAGCUGGACCUCGACGGCAUAGACACACCUUCAGACAACAGCAACGAGUUUGAAUGGGAAGAUGAUCUCCCCAAGCCAAAAACCACAGAGCUGCUACAGAAGGGUAUGGAGUCGGUGCAGGAGUACUCGGCCGCGGACGAGAGGGAGGAGGGUCGGCGCUGGAGGGUGUUUCGUUUCGGAGACCAGGAACACAGAGUGGACAUGAAGGCCAUCGAACCUUACAAGAGGGUCAUCAGCCACGGAGGUUACUAUGGAGACGGUUUGAAUGCCAUAAUUGUUUUUGCUGUGUGCUUUAUGCCUGAGAGCAGUCAACCAAAUUACAGAUACAUCAUGGACAAUCUAUUCAAAUAUGUGAUCGGAACACUGGAGCUUUUGGUUGCUGAGAACUAUAUGAUUGUGUAUUUGAACGGGGCGACAUCUCGGAAAAAGAUGCCAACAGUCAGCUGGCUCAGAAAAUGUUAUCAGCAGAUUGAUAGGAGGUUAAGGAAAAACUUGAAGUCUUUGAUAAUUGUUCAUCCCUCUUGGUUUAUUCGCACCCUGCUGGCACUUACAAAACCAUUCAUAAGCUCCAAAUUUAGUCAGAAAAUUAAGUUUGUGUACAGCUUGAAAGACCUUGCUGAACUGGUUCCAAUGGAAUACGUGUCCAUACCAGAUUGUAUUAAACAGUUUGACGAAGAAAAAAAUAGGAAAACCUCUAAAAGGUAUAUGCACUUUCACCCAGGAUCAGUCUUAGCUUCUUUUUUUGUUUCGUUUGCAUUCACAAAACUAACAAGGAAAUGUUCUGUUGGCUCUCAGGAAUGCACCAAUACACCUCAAACUGUCCCGUGUUUCAUGGUAGACAAAUGAGUCACUGUUACCUGCUAGCCUCUUUCCUCCUAGUAGAGUUAGCAUGUUACUGGACAGAAGGCUGAGUAGCUGUUUGAUUGGUGUCCAAAAGUAGACGGCUUGGUGAUUGUUUAACCAACUUCAUACUAUUUCUGAGCCAAAUUCUGUGAAGUUCAUCUCAAAUACAAUUCACUUCAGUUUGUUGUUAAUGUACUGCUUUAAAUAUAACAGCUUUCCAUAUGUGGUGUUAAACAUUUCCUGCACCUUUUGUAGCCUUUUAGCUGGCUGCUAAAAAACAACACGAUGUUGAAAUAGAUGCUCUCUGAUAUUAAAGUUGGGGUUUAAGUAAGACUUAACUUGCAUGUGUCUUUUUGUAACCAGGUUUAGAUUUUGAUGUGGUUGAUGUUGGGUAAGUUUGUUCUUGUUUGUUCGACUCCACAGGAUGGAAAUACAAGGAAGUAGUUUGUCUUAGUCACUGUGGUGUGUGGUUGCACAGUAACCAUGUCCUCACAUGGUUUCCUUCAGUAACUCACUGAACACUCGCCUCGUCUACACUCACAGCUCUCUGCAUGACUCACUACAUACACACUCGCUGCUGUUGCUGCUGCUGAUGUUUAGUAAUUGCCACACUCAACUGUUGUCAGCCUUGCACAUGCAAAUAUUUUGCUCAUUACUGAUACAUCAUGAGUGUUCAGUUACUGGGAUUAAGGUAUAUUGUUGGGUUGCUGAACAUAAGAAAAGUACCCAGCAUAAAGUUUUUAAGGAUAUCUGGUAUUCAGAAACAACUAGUUGACUACUCUAAAGUGAUUGUACAUAUAUUAGUACAGAUUGUAGGAAAAACAUAAUGCAUUUGUCUUGAAUCUCACAAAGUGUGAACUUAUUUGAAGGGUCGGUAUGGGCAAAACGUUUUUCAUGCUUCAGUAAAUGAGGAAAUAAGAUGGUGAUUAUUAUGGUGAAAAUAGGCUCCUAAUCAAAGCACAAAUAAUCACAUUAAUGAUAGUGUUAAGAUAAUGAUCAAAUUUAACAUGUGUAUGAUUUUAUAGUAGCCAUAAAGUAGCCUGUUAUUACCUUGAUUAUCCGUGAUUAUAGCCCUCACAUCCCUGUAACACAGACGUCUGAUGAUACUGAAUUUGUCUGCAGAAUCGAUAAGGACAUGCCUGGCAAAGCGGAGGUAGCUGCGCCUGCUGUUUCAGAGUGACCCUGCUCGCACUGCAAGAUGUGGAGGAGGAGAGCGAUGAAGAAUGUUUUUGAACCGCUGCCACUCUUCUGUUUCUGUUACGGGCAAAGUGACUGGAGACUUAGCUCUUUGCAUCAAGAAAGUGCCUUUCUAAAAUGUUGCUGCCAGUUUCAUUGUGGAACCUUUCCUGCCUGAUUCUCAGCGUUUUCCCACAAUCUGUCUGAAACGUUUUCAAUCUUUUUUUAUCUACUGCCGGCAUAUCAUAAUGAACGUAGCUUAUGGGUGUUCUCCAGUUACUGUUGUAUCUAAGCAUUAUUUAAGGCACUCUGUUACAGACGAUUGAUGCAUGUUCUGCUUUAUUACAUUUCAAUAUAUAUUUAUAUUCAAAGGUGACAAAGGAGAGAAAUUAAUAUAUUUUUAUGGUUGCUCUGAUUUUAACUGCAUUGUAGGUCUCAGCCUCUUUGAGGGGCAUUUCAUAGAACACAAUUUUUGAUGGCACUUUUUUUUUUUUUUUUUUUUUCACUGUUCACUGUUAAAAUCCUGCCUUGGGUAAAUAAAGUUUUAUUUUUGGCCCCUCA